AUGGGCGCUGAAUCUAACAAGAGUGUCAAAGAGGGCUCGGACCUCAAAGUCACACUCGAUGCACACAACAUUGAAUUCGCUAACGGCGAUGUCACGAACUACGGCAUGACUCCACAGGAGGAACGCGUUAUGGUUCGCAAGAUGGAUCUUCACAUCUUUCCAAUUGUGAUCGCCUUGUACAUUUUGUCUUUCCUCGACAGAGUCAACAUUGGCAAUGCUCGUCUUUACGGCCUCGAGGAAGAUCUAGGGCUCAAAGGCGAAGACUACCAACUUUGUGUCUCCCUUCUCUUCAUCACCUACGUCAGUUUCGAGAUGCCAGCCAACCUGCUCCUCAAGAUGGUCCAACCGCGGCGCUUCAUCCCAGCCACAGCUCUUGGCUGGGGCCUUGUGUCUCUCUGCAUCGGCUUUGUGCAGAAUAAGACGCAGUUGAUCGCCCUCCGACUUCUUCUGGGCCUCUUCGAGGCGGGAUACUUCCCUGCUAUUUGCUUCUACCUGACCUUCUUUUACCGACGGCGAGAGCUUGCUCUGCGCAUCUUCUUUCUCUUUGCUGCUUCUGCGGUUUCGGGGUCAACAGGUGGCCUUCUCGCCUACGCCAUUGGAUUCAUGGAAGGAGUCCGUGGAUUCAGGGCAUGGAGAUGGCUCAUGAUUCUCGAAGGCAUCCCCACAAUCCUGUUUGGUAUCGCCUCAUACUUUAUCCUGUCCAACGAUCCGCAGAGCACCAACUACUUGACCGAGCGGGAGAAGGAGCUUUGCAAGAUCCGCUCUCAUCUGGACGGCACGUCACUGGGUCUUGCAGGCGACGAGAAGAAGAUUGACUGGCAGCAGUGCUUCGAGGCCUGGAAGGACUGGAAGGUCUGGACUAUCGCCCUCGCGCAACACGGCGUCACGGUCAUGCUGUACGGCUACAGCACCUUCUUGCCCACCAUCAUCCGCGCACUGGGAUACAGCGGCAUCCACACCCAGCUGCUCACCAUCCCCUGUUAUGCCGCGGGCGCGGUGGUGUAUCUUUGCAUUGCCUACUUCUCGGACAAGACUGGCAAGCGUGGAAUCUUUGCCGUCGGUGGGUGUCUCACUGCCUGCCUCGGGUACGCCAUACUUCUCGGUACGCCUCAGCAUGGCGCCGGUGCACAAUAUGCCGGCUGCGUCAUCGUGGCUGCCGGGUUGUACGUGGCCGUCGGUAUCCCGAUCUCGUGGAUGCCAAACAACCUUCCCAGUCAUUUCAAACGUGCCGCCGGUCAGGGAACAAGCAUGACGGUUGGCAACUGCGCGGGAAUCUAUGCCGCUUUCCUAUAUCGUACCAACGAUAGCCCAGAGUACAAGCUUGGGCACGGCGCAACUCUCGGGUUUGUCUUUGCAUCUGGGUGUCUUUUUGGGUUGGCUUCUCUUUUGCUUCGCCGUGAGAACAAGAAGCGCGAUAGGGGAGAGAGGGAUCACAUCCUUGAGGGUAAGACUCCUGAGCAAAUUGACAGGUUGGGCGAUUACAACCCUGAGUAUAGGUACAUUUAUUAG
Molecule: messenger RNA, 1509 nt
Organism: Clonostachys byssicola
Lineage: Eukaryota; Fungi; Ascomycota; Sordariomycetes; Hypocreales; Bionectriaceae
Source: the annotation of a GenBank genome assembly